Molecule: messenger RNA, 142 nt
Organism: Acaulospora colombiana
Lineage: Eukaryota; Fungi; Glomeromycota; Glomeromycetes; Diversisporales; Acaulosporaceae
Source: the annotation of a GenBank genome assembly
AUAUCCAGAUCAUGCCAAGAAUAUUCACAUGCUUUUAGAUUGUAAGUGGUUCAAGCGUGAGAAAUAUGAGGAGUUGAAAUCUGGAAAGUUGUUCAACAAGAAUAAGAAAAAUGAAAAGAUGAUAUACAGAUAUUAUAAAUGA